GCGGAGAGGGCGUCCCGUGCGCCCCGCGUGCCUGUGGCGAGCCCGCGGAGGGCGCGCGCGUCCUUGAGCGCCGCGCGGGGCGGACGGAGCCGCGUCCUCGGGCUUCGGGGGGCCCUGGCACGUUUCGGCGCCGCGUUCUUGAGGCUGUGGUGAAAGGCUUCAGGACUGAAAUGCUCCACUUAAGGACUUGUGCUGCUAAGUUGAGGCCGUUGACGGCCUCCCAGACUGUUAAGACAUGUUCCCAAAACAGGCCGGCCGCGGUCAGGACGCUUCAGCAGUCUCGGUGCUACUCUGCACCUGUUGCCGCCGAGCCCUUUCUGAGCGGGACUAGUUCAAACUAUGUGGAGGAGAUGUACUGUGCUUGGCUGGAGAACCCCAAGAGUGUGCACAAGUCAUGGGACAUUUUUUUCCGCAACACCAAUGCCGGAGCCCCCCCAGGCACUGCCUACCAGAGUCCCCUUCCCUUGAGCCGAGCCUCCCUGGCUGCCGUCGCCCAGGCUCAGCCCAAUGUGGACAAGCUCGUGGAAGACCACCUGGCAGUGCAGUCCCUCAUCAGGGCGUAUCAGAUCCGAGGGCACCAUGUAGCACAGCUGGACCCCCUGGGGAUUUUGGACGCUGAUCUGGACUCCUCCGUGCCCGCUGACAUUAUCUCAUCCACAGACAAACUUGACCUUGCAGUUUUCAAGGAGCGACUCCGAAUGCUAACAGUAGGAGGGUUCUACGGCCUGGACGAGUCUGACCUGGACAAGGUCUUUCACCUGCCCACCACCACUUUCAUCGGAGGACAGGAGUCGGCGCUGCCCCUGCGGGAGAUCAUCCGUCGGCUGGAGAUGGCCUACUGCCAGCACAUCGGGGUGGAGUUCAUGUUCAUCAAUGACCUGGAGCAGUGCCAGUGGAUCCGGCAGAAGUUUGAGACCCCCGGGGUCAUGCAGUUCACCAACGAGGAGAAGCGGACGCUGCUGGCCCGGCUUGUGCGCUCGACCAGGUUUGAGGAGUUCCUGCAGAGGAAGUGGUCUUCUGAGAAGCGUUUUGGUCUGGAGGGCUGUGAGGUGCUGAUCCCCGCCCUCAAGACCAUCAUCGACAAGUCGAGUGAGAAUGGCGUGGACUACGUGAUCAUGGGCAUGCCACACAGGGGGCGGCUGAAUGUGCUGGCAAACGUCAUCAGGAAGGAGCUGGAGCAGAUCUUCUGUCAGUUCGACUCUAAACUGGAGGCCGCUGAUGAGGGCUCCGGCGACGUGAAGUACCACCUGGGCAUGUAUCACCGCAGGAUCAACCGCGUGACCGACAGGAACAUCACCCUGUCCCUGGUGGCAAACCCGUCCCACCUGGAGGCUGCAGACCCCGUGGUGAUGGGCAAGACCAAAGCUGAGCAGUUCUACUGUGGAGACACCGAAGGGAAAAAGGUAAUGUCCAUCCUCCUGCAUGGGGACGCUGCCUUCGCCGGUCAGGGCAUUGUGUACGAGACCUUCCACCUGAGUGACCUGCCGUCCUACACGACCCACGGCACCGUGCAUGUGGUCGUCAACAACCAGAUUGGCUUCACCACAGACCCGCGGAUGGCCCGCUCCUCCCCGUACCCUACCGACGUGGCCCGUGUGGUGAACGCCCCCAUCUUCCACGUGAACUCAGACGACCCUGAGGCCGUGAUGUAUGUGUGCAAGGUGGCAGCCGAGUGGAGGAGCACCUUCCACAAAGAUGUGGUCGUUGAUCUGGUGUGUUACCGGCGCAAUGGCCACAACGAGAUGGACGAGCCCAUGUUCACGCAGCCCCUCAUGUACAAGCAGAUCCGCAAGCAGAAGCCAGUGCUGCAGAAGUACGCAGAGCUGCUGGUGGCCCAGGGCGUGGUCAACCAGCCCGAGUAUGAGGAGGAGAUCUCCAAGUACGACAAGAUCUGCGAGGAAGCUUUCGCCAGGUCCAAGGACGAGAAGAUCCUGCACAUCAAGCACUGGCUCGACUCGCCCUGGCCUGGCUUCUUCACCCUGGACGGUCAGCCCCGGAGCAUGUCCUGCCCCUCCACGGGCCUCACCGAGGACGUCCUCACGCACAUUGGGAACGUGGCCAGCUCCGUGCCCGUGGAGAACUUCACCAUCCACGGAGGGCUGAGCCGGAUCCUGAAGACCCGCGGAGAGCUGGUGAAGAACCGCACCGUGGACUGGGCUCUGGCGGAGUACAUGGCUUUCGGCUCGCUCCUGAAGGAGGGCAUCCACAUCCGGCUGAGCGGCCAGGACGUGGAGCGUGGCACCUUCAGCCACCGCCACCAUGUGCUCCAUGACCAGAAUGUGGACAAGAGAACCUGCAUCCCCAUGAACCACCUCUGGCCCAACCAGGCGCCCUACACCGUGUGCAACAGCUCGCUGUCCGAGUACGGCGUCCUGGGCUUUGAGCUGGGCUUCGCCAUGGCCAGCCCCAACGCCCUGGUGCUCUGGGAGGCCCAGUUUGGUGACUUCCACAACACGGCUCAGUGCAUCAUCGACCAGUUCAUCUGCCCCGGGCAGGCCAAGUGGGUGCGGCAGAAUGGCAUCGUGCUGCUGCUGCCCCACGGCAUGGAGGGCAUGGGGCCAGAGCACUCCUCUGCACGCCCAGAGCGGUUCCUGCAGAUGUGCAACGAUGACCCAGAUGUCCUGCCGGACCUGCAGCAAGCCAACUUCGACAUCAGCCAGCUGUACGACUGCAACUGGGUCGUCGUCAACUGCUCCACGCCCGGCAACUUCUUCCACGUUCUGCGGCGCCAGAUCCUGCUGCCCUUUCGCAAGCCGCUGAUCAUCUUCACGCCCAAGUCCCUGCUGCGCCACCCUGAGGCCAGGACCAGCUUUGACGAGAUGCUUCCAGGGACCCACUUCCAGAGGGUGAUCCCAGAGAGCGGCCCUGCAGCUCAGGCCCCCGCCGGUGUCAAGAGGCUCCUCUUCUGCACGGGCAAAGUGUACUACGACCUCACCCGCGAGCGCGCCGCCAGGGGCAUGGCCGAGCAGGUGGCCAUCACGAGGAUUGAGCAGCUGUCACCGUUCCCCUUCGACCUUCUGCUGAAGGAGGUGCAGAAGUACCCGAACGCCGAGCUGGCCUGGUGCCAGGAGGAGCACAAGAACCAGGGCUACUACGACUACGUGAAGCCCAGGCUCCGCACCACCAUCGACCGCGCCAAGCCCGUCUGGUACGCGGGCCGGGACCCAGCGGCCGCUCCGGCCACCGGCAACAAGAAGACACACCUGACGGAGCUGCAGCGCCUGCUGGACACCGCCUUCGACCUGGACGCCUUCAAGAACUUCUCGUAAACGCUCCGGGGUGCGCCGCUGCCCCCCACGCCCACGCUGCCCUCGCUUCUCAACUGAAGGAUAGUGCCUGAGCGCCACCCACUCUGCCCCCGCUGUGCCCUCGUAGGAAUUAGGCCCCUGUCCCUGAGUGCCGGCUGCCCGCCGGCUCCCGGGCUGUCCUGACUUCUGUCAGGCCGAGCAGCUUUCUGGGAGGAGGGGGCAGCAGGGGAGAAGGAUGCCCCUCCCCCCAGCUCCGGCUACACCCCUCCCCCAGCACCCCCCCUAGGGCAGAGGAGAGCCCCUGUGUGGCCUCCCGGAGCGGCUGUCCUUGUCACCCAGCGAGGCGUGGGCUCCUGCACUGGGACAGGGGCUUUGUCUUCCCACAGCCAAGCCUCAGGAUCCAGAGGGCCUGGGCUGGCAGGGCUUCCGGGAGGCCCCGGCUGUGGGCUGAACCGUGGAUGCUCGCGGUGGCUCGAGCCCCACAGUGUCCAUCCCAGGCUUCCCCGUGAGUCCAGGGCCCCACAUGGGGCCGUGUCCCACUCACCCUCUUGGGGCCGGGCAGCACCCUUGGUGCCCACAACCGGGCGCUGGCCGCUCCGUCUCCGUCCCAGUCCCUUGGACCUGCUCCCCGCCACACCCCGCUCCCUGCUGUUUCCCAUGAUCCCAGUGGAGACUAAAUGAGUCCUUUCUUUGCUGUGCCAAAGCAGGUCAGGAGCAGGAGGUGGUAAGGGCUGCAGCCGAGGGCCAGCCGCCUUCGUCCUCACUUCGACCUUCACAGGGACAGAUCUGAUUAUUUAUUUUGGUUAAAAAAAAAAGAACAAAAACAACUUUGCAUUGCAUCGGCUUGACCCAUAAACUAAGUUAUCCACAGGC
This is a messenger RNA of Oryctolagus cuniculus (rabbit), 4121 nucleotides long. It is a transcript of the gene OGDH, whose product is annotated as oxoglutarate dehydrogenase. Gene Ontology annotation, biological process: tricarboxylic acid cycle. Gene Ontology annotation, molecular function: oxoglutarate dehydrogenase (succinyl-transferring) activity; thiamine pyrophosphate binding. Gene Ontology annotation, cellular component: mitochondrion; oxoglutarate dehydrogenase complex. NCBI's taxonomy places the organism in Eukaryota, Metazoa, Chordata, Mammalia, Lagomorpha, Leporidae. The record is from RefSeq and is a predicted model, not a curated record.